This is a messenger RNA of Lasiodiplodia theobromae, 1698 nucleotides long. Its product is annotated as Prolyl-trna synthetase. NCBI's taxonomy places the organism in Eukaryota, Fungi, Ascomycota, Dothideomycetes, Botryosphaeriales, Botryosphaeriaceae. Bases 1 to 1698 code for a protein of 565 amino acids. Gene Ontology annotation, cellular component: mitochondrion; cytoplasm. Gene Ontology annotation, molecular function: ATP binding; proline-tRNA ligase activity. The record is from RefSeq and is a predicted model, not a curated record. The transcript is spliced from 2 exons. Gene Ontology annotation, biological process: prolyl-tRNA aminoacylation.
AUGGAUUUCUUCUCGGGCAAUGACGAGCGGAACCGCCUAUCCAGCUUCUGGGUUCCAACUGGUGGCAUCACCCCCAAGGAUGCUGAAGGAGAAGAUACCCACGCCUUGCUUGUUCGCGCUGGAUUCCUUCGUCAAGCUCACUCCGGGCUCUUCCACAUGCUUCCGCUGGGCCUGCGGGUGCAAGAGAAGUUUGAGAAAUUGAUCGACAAGCAUAUGCGCAGCGUUGGCGCAUCCAAAGUUUCCCUGUCCUCCAUCUCCUCUGAAGAGCUAUGGGAACGAACGGGUAGACUCGAGGGCAAAGAGCUCCUCCGACUGAAGGACAGGAAUGACUCUGGGCUCUUGCUUGGCCCAACUCACGAGGAAGAGAUCACUCAACUCGUUCGCAACACUGUAAAGAGCUACAAAGAGCUGCCUCUACGACUGUAUCAGAUUUCCAGGAAAUAUCGAGAUGAGCUCCGUCCGAGACAAGGCUUGCUACGGGCAAAGGAGUUCCUCAUGAAGGACCUCUACACCUUCGACCAUCUGGAAAGCGAGGCCUUGGAAACCUACAAGAGCGUCAGGGAAGCCUACGUGAAUAUCCUAACAGACUUGAAGCUCCCCUAUCUAGUAGCAGACGCAGACUCCGGAUCCAUAGGAGGAGACACAAGCCACGAGUACCACUUCAUCUCCGCGAAAGGAGAGGACACAGUCUUCCAGUGCGACACGUGCUCGUACACCGCCAACGAGGAGGUCGCCCAGCACAGCGACGCCCAACUCACCCUGGAAGACAAGCCCGGCCCCAUCCUCGUGUGGAAGGGUAUCAGCAAGGACAGAAAAACGCUAGUCGAGGCCCACGCCAUGCUCAACCCGGCGGAUACGUCCGAGCCCGCCGCCCGCAUCAACCUACACGCCAUCAAAUCCCUCUUCCCAGACAUCGACACAGCCAUCGACGACGGCCCCAGCGACAGCGCCACCAUCAUCGCUGAGCAGCUCUGGCACGCCAACCCUUCCCCUGACAAAUCCCGCCUCGUCCUCGCCGACGCAAACAUCCACACCUUCCGCGACCUCCUCGCCUUCGAAUCCACCACCGUCUCCUCCUCCCCCCACCCCACCACCUUCAAAUACCUCACCCCCCAAUCCAAAUACACCUCCCUCCUCGCCCUCCAACACGCCUCCCCCUGCCCCUCGUGCGCGACUGGCCACGUCACCUCCCACCGCGCCGUCGAAGUCGGCCACACCUUCCACCUCGGCACCCGCUACAGCGCGCCCCUCAGCCUCGCCAUCCAAACGCCCUCCGGUAAACCAGCUCUCGUCCAGAUGGGCUGCCACGGCAUCGGCGUGUCCCGCAUGAUCGCGGCCGUCGCCGACGCGCUCGCCGACGCCAAGGGCCUGAACUGGCCGCGCGUCGUCGCGCCGUUUGAGGUCGUUGUCGUGCCUGCGGGCGGGAAGGGCGUGGAUAUGGACGCGGAGGCCGUGGCCGUGUAUGAUGGGUUGGAGGCGGCGGGGGUGGAUGUCGUGUUGGAUGAUCGGAGGGGGGUGGGGGUCGGGUGGAAGCUGGGGGAUGCGGAUUUGGUGGGGUAUAGCGUUGUGGUUGUGCUGGGGAAGGCGUGGAGGGAGAAGAGGAAGGCGGAGGUGCAGUGUCGGAGGCUCGGGGUUAAGGAGGAUGUGGUGGUGGAUAAGUUGGGGGAUUUUGUGGGGGAGUUGUUGGGGAGGUUGUAG